Messenger RNA from Haliotis rubra (blacklip abalone), 2358 nucleotides. RefSeq names its product synaptic vesicle glycoprotein 2C-like. The record is from RefSeq and is a predicted model, not a curated record. Lineage: Eukaryota; Metazoa; Mollusca; Gastropoda; Lepetellida; Haliotidae. Gene Ontology annotation, molecular function: transmembrane transporter activity. Gene Ontology annotation, cellular component: membrane. The transcript has 12 exons. Gene Ontology annotation, biological process: transmembrane transport. The coding region runs from base 56 to 1732 and encodes 558 amino acids.
UAAUCCACACCGUCUCAACGCAAACAUGUACACAAGUUAUGACUGAAGUUUACUAAUGUCGGUGGACAGAACGCAGUCAGGGGAAGAUCUGAGGCGUAUCCAAGACGAACAUUCCUUUACAAUGGACGGGGACGAUGAAAGGAAGCGCCUUAUCCAGUGGGAAGACGGCUUCGAUGGAGACGGACUGGGUAGACGAGACGGUGAGCGUACCCCAGCAGAGAACAGGAAGAAUGUCUUCACAUAUGAAGAGGCUGUCAAAUGUAUUGGCUAUGGCAGGUUCCACAUCAUCCUGCUGCUGCUGUGUGGCUGGGCAGUGUCCAGUGAUGCUGUGGAGGUGUUGUCAGUGUCGUUCCUGCUGCCGUCCGCUUCCUGCGAGCUCAAGAUGACAUCGUCACACAAAGGCUGGCUUAGUGCUAUAGUAUUUGUUGGUAUGAUGGUUGGUGGCUAUUUCUGGGGCUCCCUGGCCGACAAGGGUGGACGUCGUUCGAUCCUGCUGUGGUCACUGAUGGUCAACGGUAUCGGAGGGCUGCUGUCCAGUGUGUCCCAAGUCUUCUGGCUCUUCCUCCUCAUGCGCUUCAUCAGUGGUGUUGGUGUUGGCGGCAGUAUGCCAGUCAUCUUCUCCUACUUCUGUGAGUUUCAACCCAAGGACCGGCGAGGCUCCAUGAUCUCAGUCCUGGCAACAUUCUGGAUGGGAGGCAACAUACUGGCCGCAGGGCUGGCAUGGAUCAUCAUCCCCCAGGAGAUGUGGGGCUACUUCUCCCCCGAGUUCACCUACUCCAGCUGGCGUAUCUUCAUCGCUGUCUGCACCAUCCCUGCGCUGUCUUCUGCCGUUCUUUUCUUCCUGAUGCCUGAGAGCCCCAAGUACCUGCUCACGGUUCGGCGAGAGACAGAUGCUAUCUACGUCCUUAAGCAAGUCCACGAGAGAAACAGAGAAAGAGAACCUUUUAAGGUGGAAGCGCUGGUGCUGUCCGAGGAGGAGAAACAUGGCCACACGUCUGUUUCUGACAGCCAGCACAAGGUUCAAACCAUGAAGGCCAAGUGUGCCCAUCUGCUGGACACUACUGUGGCGCUGUUCCGUCCCCCGCUGCUCAGAAGUAAUGUCGUCCUACUUGUGAUCAACUUCACGCUUGCGUUUGGGUACUACGGAUUGUUCAUGUGGUUCCCCGAGCUGUUCAGUCGGAUUGAGAAGUUCGGAGGGACACCAUGCGAUCCCGGCCCCGUCAACACAACUAUCAGCAACUCCACCGACGACCAAAGCAACUCGACCAUGUGUGAGUCGCCGAGUAACACCAUCUUUUUGGAAGGUUUCCUAACAGCAGCAUCCAACCUUCCUGGAAACUUGUUCACCAUUUUCCUUAUGGACAGACUUGGAAGAAAACUACUUCUUUCAUCCAGCAUGUGUAUAUCAGGGCUGGCGGUGUUCUUCAUAUGGUUCGUACAAACCAGGGUACAGAAUGUAGCAAUAUCGUGCGUGUUCGGAGCCGUCUCCACCGUCGGCUGGAACGCACUUGACGUUCUCUCCACAGAGCUCUUUCCAACCAACGUCAGAACUACAGCAUUCGGUGUCCAAACGGGCAUGGCUCGUAUCGGCGCUAUCCUCGGCAACGUGGUGUUCGGUGAACUGGUAGACAUCCACUUCGCGGUACCAAUGAUCAUGGUGGCCGUGCUGCUGUGUUUGGGUGGCCUGACGGCCAUCAAACUCCCAAACACCACCGGCAUUGACAUUCAUUGAUGUGCAGAAUCUCCCAACAUCACAUACUCCACAUCUGUGUACAGGGAUUGCAUUGGGACAGUGUUCAGAGACUCUGUACGGAGCUUUUUGCAAGCGCUAUUUUUUUUAGAGUAGUCAUGUGUAAGGUUUUCGUUUCUUCAGGGAAACCCUAUAAAUCAGGAAUACUGUUUUCUUGAUGCCUACUGUCCACAAGGUAUUUUACAGCUCAGAAUAAUUUAAGGAGCAUCCUUAGAAAUGAUGAGUCAAAAAUAUUUUUGGAUGUUAAUGUUUUGAUUUUGUAACGUUUCAGAGUCUUACCCCUUUUUCAAGAUCUGGGUUAGAAUUGAUCUUCAACAACCCAUGCUUGUCGUAAAAGGUGAUUAACGGGUCACGCCUGGUAGACACAGGUCACAUCAUAUCCUAAUUGCUUAGAUCGAUGCUCGUGAUGUCAGUCAUCGAAUGGUCUGGUCCAGACUGGAUUAUUUACAGACCAUCACGAAAUAGCUGGAAUAUUGCUGAGUGUGGCGUUUAACAAGAAACAAACUUGUCAAAACAAAAACUCCUUCUUCAGUUGAAUGACACAGAGCUGAUAUGGAUAUAUAUAUGUAUAUAUACAUAGAUAUACUCUCUGAGCAAUGUACACAAGC